Molecule: messenger RNA, 15487 nt
Organism: Coregonus sp. 'balchen'
Lineage: Eukaryota; Metazoa; Chordata; Actinopteri; Salmoniformes; Salmonidae
Source: the annotation of a GenBank genome assembly
GCGGCAGAGAUCCUACGCUGCUACCCGGUGCCCAUCCACUUCCAGAACACCACCGUGCUCAACUCCCAGUACUACUUCACAGCUGAGCUGCUCAUGGGCGACAUCAAGACCCCCGUACCCUUCUGCAUCGGAGACAACCGUACCUACAACGGCUACUGGAACGCCCCCCUCCUCCCCCACAAGAGCUACAGCGUCUACUACCAGGCCGUCAGCACGGCCAAUGGGGUGAGUGAGCAGGGGGAUGUUGGGGUGGGGAUUGGCCGCUGGGACGUGUCAGUCACACCCAAUAUACAAGAUUGAAUGUGAAACUGAUAGGAUACUUUUUACUGUGUCAUGUUUUCUAUGGCUUUACAAAAGCCCAUUUUGAAGAAAUUUCCUCAUAUUGUUAAUUUCCUAUAAUGAACCACUUACCCCAAAUGAUCUUCAUUGAUUAAAGGAAAUGACCCCUUAUUUAAAACCACCUGUAGAAAAAGGACAUUCCUGUUGGUGUGGCAUUAUGGUACGUUUUGUCCGAUGGAUUGGUAUUUUUGAGUGGAUUCUUUCUUAGUCGUCUUCAUAUUGGCCCAACCCUCACAGCCAGUGUUAACAUGCUACAGUCCAACCCACCUGACCACUCUCAUUUGCUGUCUCUUACGAACGCUGAAUCAGUAGAAAAACAACACUGCCACCCAAAACCUCUGUAGUGAAAACACACAGUACAGCCUCAAUCCCAACAGUCAGCUAGAGUCCAUCUCAUCACUUCCCUAUUCACACCCACAGUGAAAGCACCAGUCUGAAACAGACAGCAAAGCAAACUGGAUGCAGAAAAUUAGGAUAAAUGAACAGCCACAACAAGACUCUCCUUCGGGGACCUGUUUAACAACCAAUCCAGCAUCCUAAUGGUUAAUAACCCGGUAUUACAACCCCAUUACUUCCCUUCUCCUAACCACUCUAAUGUACUGUCAGUGGGAGUACAGGUCAGCACACCAAGAGGCAAGACACCACUUUUAUCAAUGUCCUGCUGCUCAGAUUGUAAAAAAAGUAAAGUACACCCAUUCACAAAUGCAUUAUUAACACAUUGGCUUAAUUGACCUUUUUUUCAAUAUCUCCCCCUUUUUUGAAAUGCAAAUCAAUUUGCCCUAAUGAAAAGUCCAUCUAUUUUUCUUCCUCUCCUCCGCUCUCUUCCUCUCCUCCGCUCUCUUCCUCUCCUCCGCUCUCUUCCUCUCCUCUGCACUCUUCCUCUCCUCACUCUCUUCCUCUCCUCCGCACUCUUCCUCUCCUCUGCACUCCUCCUCUCCUCCACUCUCUUCCUCUCCUCCACUCUCUUCCUCUCCUCCACUCUCUUCCUCUCCUCCACUCUCUUCCUCUCCUCUGCAACUCUCUUCCUCUCCUCUGCACUCCUUGUCCUCUCCCUCCACUCUCUUUCCUCUCCUCCGCACUCCUUCCGCUCCUCCACUGCUUCCUCUCCUCUCCUUCUCCGCUCCGCCGUUCUUCCUCCUCCUCCACUCUCUUCCUCUCCCUCUGCACUCUCCUCUCCUCCACUCUCAUCCUCUCUGCUCCUCUCUCUCCACUCUCUUCCUCUCCGCCACUCUCUUCCUCUCCUCUGCACUCUUCUCUCCUCCCGCUCUCGCCGCCUCCUUCCUCUCCCCUCCCUCUCUUCCUCUCCUCAACUCUCUUCCUCUCCUCCGCACUCUUCCUCUCCUCCGCCCUCUUCCUCUCCGUCUGCCUCCUCCUCUCCCCACUCCUCUUCCUCUCCUCCACUCUCUUCCUCUCCUCCGCUCUUCCUCUCCUCCGCUCUCUUCUCCUCUCCUCUGCCUCUCUUCCUCUACUUCUCUCUCUUCCUCUCUUCUCUCUCUUCCCUCUCCUCCCUCUUCCUCUCUCUCCACUUCUCUCUUCCUCUCCUCCCUCUCUUCCUCUCCUCCACUCCUCUGUCCUCUCCUCGCCACUCCUCUUGCCCUCUCCCUCUGCACUCUCUUCCUCUCCUCUGCACUCUCCUCUCCUCUGCACUCUUCUCUCUCGCACUCUCUCUCCGCCCCCUCCUCCCUCUCCUCCCCACUCCUCUCCUCUGCCUCUUCACUCUUUGCCUCUCCUCCUCUGACUUCCUCUCCUCCGACUCUCUUCCUCUCCACUCCACUCCUUCCUCUCCUCCACUCUCUCUCCCCACUCUUCCUCUUGCACUCUUCUCUCCUCGCUCUUCCUCCUCUCCCCUCUCCUCCACUCUCUUCCUCUCCUCCACUCUCUUCCUCUCCUCCACUCUCUUCUCCCUCUCACUCUUCUCUCCUCACUCUCUCCUCUCCCUGCCUCUCUCAUCCUCCCUCCCCACUCUUCCUCUCCUCUCACUCUUCCUCUCCUCUCUUCCUCCUCCACUCUCUUCCUUCUCCUCUCCUCCUCCUCCACUCUUCCUCUCCUCCACUCUCUACCUCUCCGACUCUUCCUCUCCUCGCACUCUUCCUCUCCCUCACUCCUUCCUCUCCUCCCUCUCUUCCUCUCCUCUCCUCUUCCUCUCCUCCACUCUCUUCCUCUCCACUCUUCCUCUCCUCUGCACUCUUCCUCUCUCCUCUCUCCUCCUCUGCGCUCUCCUUCACUCCUCCCUCCACUUCGUCUGCCUUCCUUCCUCCACUCUACCUCUCCUCCUCUCCCCUCUCUUCCUCUCCUCCGCUCUCUUCUCCUCUCUCUUCCCUCUCCUCUGCUCUCUUCCUCCCUCACUCUCUUCCUCUCUCUACUUCUCUCUCUCUCCUUCCUCUCCUCCCACUCUCUUCCUCUCCUCCCUCUCUUCCUCUCCUCCGCUCUCUCCUCUUCGCUCUCUCUCCUGCUCUCUUCCUCUCUUCCUCUCUCUUCUCUCUCUCUCCUCUCUCCUCUCCUCUCUCUCUCUCUUCUCUCCUCCCUCUCUUCCUCUCCUCUCUCUCUUCCUCUCUCCAUCUCUUCCUCUCCUCUCACUCUCCUUCCUCUCCUCCACUCUCUCUCUUGCCCUCUCUCGCCUCUCUCUCUCUUCCUCUCUCCUCUUCCUCCUCUGCACUUCCUCUCCUCUCUCUCUCCUCUGCCUCUCUCUCGCCUCUCUCGCCUCCCUCUUCCUCUCCUCCCUCUCUUCCUCUCCUCCACUCUCUCUUCCUCUCCUCCUCUCUCUUCCUCUCCUCCCUCACUCUUCCUCUCCUCUCCCUCCUUCUCUCACUCUCCCUCUCUCUCCUCUCCUCCCCUCCUCUCUCUCCCUCCUCCCUCUCUCUCCUCUCCUCCACUCUCUUCCUCUCCUCCCCUCUCUUCCUCUCUCUCCCUCUUCUCUCCUCCACUCCUUCCCUCUUCCUCUCCUCUGCACUCUCCUCUCCUCCACCUUCCCUCUCAUCUUCCUCUUCCUCUCUCCUCCUCUCUCUCCUCUCCUCAUCUCUCACUCUGCCUUCCCUCUCUCUCCACUCUCUUCCUCUCCUCCCACUCUCUUCCUCCCUCCGUCUUCCUCCCGUCCUCCCUCUCUUCCCUACUCCUCUCCGCUCACUCCACUCUCUUCCUCUCCUGCCUAUCUCCCCCUCUCUCUCGCUCUGCCUCCAUCAUUCGUCUCCCACUUUCCUAUGCUCCUCUUUCACGCUUUUUCCUCUCCUGCCCAUGUAAUGAAUGCUCUUUGAAGAAUUCCGUGGCUAGAGUAAGGGAUGUGGAGAGGGUUGCAUUAGCCUUCUCGGUGCUUGGUCUCUUUUCUGUCUUCAAGCUCUGGCGCGCAAGUAGAGCCAACUGGCCAAUCUUAGGAUGAAUCUGAGAGAGAGGAAGUGGGCGUAUGUGUUCCGCCCCUCUGAAUCCUCCUACUACUAAUAGGGUGCUGUGGGGGCAGUAGGGGAUAACCUAGCAGUACAGCUGUGUGUUGUAGUGUAUUUGCUGACAUUUUAAAUGGACACAUUUUUCCCACAAAUUGCAGGGGAGGCUGGAAAGAAGAUCAGUGUGCCAUCUACAAAGGAUAUGUCUUCUGAGAAGAAGAAGAAGAGAGAAAGAGGGAGAGAGAGACUGAAAACAAUAUUUCCCAUUCCCCUCAGCCCUCUACCCUCAGUUCAGAGCAGGGUGCCUCAGAGAAAGGCCACCAUACUCCAUGAGGCAGACUGUAACGUUGGAGUGAAAACCACAUUCAAUACUGACCUCAGCAGUUAGACCUAAGUGGAAUAUAGGUCUUCACAUGUUGGUAGUUUAAGACAAUAAUUCUAAUCCUAGAUUCUAAGUGAAUCAAAUGAUUCCAACUAAAUUACAGCUAGCUAUUCCAUAUACAUGCCAGUAUCUUGUUAAGUACUGGCGACAUGUGUCAUAGCGUGAGGGAAAAAAGUAUUUGAUCCCCUGCUGAUUUUGUACGUUUGCCCACUGACAAAUAAGUGAUAAUUUUUAUGGUAGGUUUAUUUGAACAGUGAGAGACAGAAUAAAUAAAUAAAUAUCCAGAACAACGCAUUUCAAAAAUGUUAUGAAUUGAUUUGCAUUUUAAUGAGGGAAAUAAGUAUUUGACCCCUCUCAAUCAGAAAGAUUUCUGGCUCCCAGGUGUCUUUUAUACAGGUAACGAGCUGAGAUUAGGAGCACGCUCUUAAAGGGAGUGCUCCUAAUCUCAGUUUGUUACCUGUAUAAAAGACACCUGUCCACAUAAGCAAUCAAUCAAUCAGAUUCCAAACUCUCCACCAUGGCCAAGACCAAAGAGCUCUCCAAGGAUGUCAGGGACAAGAUUGUAGACCUACACAAGGCUGGAAUGGGCUACAAGACCAUCGCCAAGCAGCUUGGUGAGAAGGUGACAACAGUUGGUGCAAUUAUUCGCAAAUGGAAGAAACACAAAAUAACUGUCAAUCUCCCUCGGCCUGGGGCUCCAUGCAAGAUCUCACCUCGUGGAGUUGCAAUGAUCAUGAGAACGGUGAGGAAUCAUCUUGUCAAUGAUCUCAAGGCAGCUGGAACCAUAGUCACCAAGAAAACAAUUGGCAACACACUAUGCCGCGAAGGACUGAAAUCCUGCAGCGCCCGCAAGGUCCCCCUGCUCAAGAAAGCACAUAUACAGGAAGUUUGCCAAUGAAAAUCUGAAUGAUUCAGAGGAGAACUGCGUGAAAGUGUUGUGGUCAGAUGAGACCAAAAUCGAGCUCUUUGGUAUCAACUCAACACGCCGUGUUUGGAGGAGGAGGAAUGCUGCCUAUGACCCCAAGAACACCAUCCCCACCGUCAAACAUGGAGGUGGAAACAUUAUGCUUUGGGGGUGUUUUUCUGCUAAGGGGACAGGACAACUUCACCGCAUCAAAGGGAGGAUGGACGGGGCCAUGUACCGUCAAAUCUUGGGUGAGAACCUCCUUCCCUCAGCCAGGGCAUUGAAAAUGGGUUGUGGAUGGGUAUUCCAGCAUGACAAUGACCCAAAACACACGGCCAAGGCAACAAAGGAGCGGCUCAAGAAGAAGCACAUUAAGGUCCUGGAGUGGCCUAGCCUGUGGAGGGAGCUGAAGGUUCGAGUUGCCAAACGUCAGCCUCGAAACCUUAAUGAUUUGGAGAAGAUUUGCAAAGAGGAGUGGAACAAAAUCCCUCCUGAGAUGUGUGCAAACCUGGUGGCCAACUACAAGAAACGUCUGACCUCUGUGAUUGCCAACAAGGGUUUUGCCACCAAGUACUAAGUCAUGUUUUGCAGAGGGGUCAAAUACUUAUUUCCCUAAUUAAAAUGCAAAUCAAUUUAUAAAAAAUGUUACAUGCGUUUUUCAGGAUUUUUUAGUUGUUAUUCUGUCUCUCACUGUUCAAAUAAACCUACCAUUAAAAUUAUAGACUGAUCAUGUCUUUGUCAGUGGGCAAACGUACAAAAUCAGCAGGGGAUCAAAUACUUUUUUCCCUCACUGUAUGGUAGUGUUGUCAUCAAGCAGCCCUAGUAGAAACCAGUCUCUUCUCCUCUCCCCACCUGAGUCACACAGAUUCACACCAUCCUCCUAGUUGUUUUAAAUAUUCAGCACACCCCACAGUUUAAUUUGCCGUCUCCUCAAUAAUGCACCAAGCCACACAAGUGCAUUUUGAUGUCAUAAAACACGGGGGGAUUUAACCAUAAGCCCCAAGUCACUUUCCCCAUACCCUGAAUAUUCAUGCGGCGUUGCUGUGUUUUGUUUGUUCCACAUUUGUAAGACGAGCGAAGGCAAAGCCAUUUCUGCCACCACCUGCUUGUCCCCUCCUUGUCUUGGAAAAGUGUUUCACUCUUUUUUUCAGUUUGUCUAUAAGAAGAAAGGAUGGCAUGAAGUCUGUUGAUCAAAGUGACUGUGCAGAUCUAAUUUCACUCCACACUUCCUUCUUCUGAAUGGCUGUGCCUUUUCCUUUCCUUCUCUGUCUCUCUCUCUCUCUCUCUCUCUCUCUCUCUCUCUCUCUCUCUCUCUUUUCUGCUCUCUGCCUUCUCUCUCUCUCUCUCUCUUAUGCCUUCUCUCUCUCUUUUCUGCCUUCUCGCUCUCUCUCUCUUUUUUCAGCCCUCUGCCUUCUCGCUCUCUCUCUCUUUUCUGCCCUCUGCCUUCUCUCUCUCUCUCUUUUCUACCCUCUGCCUUCUCUCUCUCUCUCUUUUCUGCCCUCUACCUUCUCUCUCACUCUCUCUUUUCUGCCCUCUGCCUUCUCUCUCUCUCUCUUUUCUACCCUCUGCCUUCUCUCUCUCUCUCUUUUCUGCCCUCUACCUUCUCUCUCUCUCACUCUCUCUUUUCUGCCCUCUGCCUUCUCGCUCUCUCUCUUUUCUGCCCUCUGCCUUCUCUCUCUCGCUCUCUCUCUUUUCUGCCCUCUGCCUUCUCUCUCACUCUCUCUCUCUCUCUCUCUCUCUCUCUCUCUCUCUCUCUCUCUCUUAUGCCCUCUACCUUUUCUCUCUCUCUCUCUUUUCUGCCCUCUGCCUUCUAUCUCUCUCUCUCUCAUGCCCUCUACCUUCUCUCUCUCUCUCUCUCUUUUCUGCCCUCUGCCUUCUCUCUCUUGCUCUCUCUCUCUUUUCUGCCCUCUGCCUUCUCGCUCUCUCUCUCUUUUUCUUCCCUCUGCCUUCUCGCUCUCUCUCUCUUUUCUGCCCUCUGCCUUCUCUCUCUCUCUCUUUUCUGCCCUCUGCCUUCUCUCUCUUUUUCUCUCUCGCUCUCGCUCGCUCUCGCUCUCUCUCGCGCUCUCUCGCUCUCUCUCUCGCUCUUUCUUUUCUGCCCUCUGUCUUCUCUCUCUCUCUCUCUCUUGUCUCUGGUUGUCUGUCUGACAUGCCUGGAUGUAUGUUCUGCCAACAGCAUUUAGGCCCCAAGUCACAGCGCACUAUGUCCACGCGCCAACCUCCCCCCUAAUGCACCAACACAGGGCUUAGGAGGCCCAACAUGGUGACUUACUGUACAUCUAGCUCCGCUAUGGACAUUUGAGGCUUGCACACCCACAUCUAAUGUAUACUGUGUGCAUAUGUCCAUUCACACAUAUGUGUAAACAUAUGUGCACACUUGUAAAAUGUGUGUGUGUGUGUCGUCUCAAGGUCGUGGUUGAGUGUAAAGUAUAGAGACCACCCAUACUAGUGCAGACUAGUCUCUGACAGCUGGCUGCUAGAUGCUAAGCUGAGGUGCUGAGGUACAGCCUCUCUCUUUCUUUCUUUCUUGCUCGCGCUCUCUCUCUCGCGCUCUCUUUCUCGCGCUCUCUUUCUCACUCUCGCUCUCUUUCUCUCUCUGGCUCUCUGUUUCUCUGGCUCUCUUUCUCUCUCUCACUCUCUGUUUCUCUCGCUCGCUCUUUCUCUCACUCUCUGUUUCUCUCGCUCGCUCUUUCUCUCCCUCUCUGUUUCUCUCGCUCUCGGUUUCUCUCGCUCUCGGUUUCUCUCGCUCUCGGUUUCUCUCGCUCUCUCUUUCUGUCGGUCUCUCUCUCACUCGCUCUCUCUCACUCGCUCUCUCUCUCUCGCUGUCUUUCUCUCGCUCUCUUUCUCUCGCUCUCUCUUUCUGUCUCUCUCGGUCUCUCUCUCUCACUCGGUCUCUCCCUUGCUUUCAGUCUCUCUCUCUCACUCGGUCUCUCCCUCGCUUUCAGUCUCUCUCUUUCUCUCUCUCUCUCUGUCUCUCUCUCUGUCUCUCUCUCUCGCGGUCUCUCUCCCUCUCUCCCUGUUUCUCUCUCUCUCGGUCUCUCUGUUUCUCUCGGUCUCUCUGUUUUACUCCUGUUGGUCUGAUCAGAUUGGAUGACCACAGCCCUGACAGCUGAUAUGUUGACUGAGAACUAAUGCCUCUCUUUUGCUCUUUUUCCCCCUCUUUUUCUCUCUCUAUUUCUCUUUCUCUCUUUUUUUUUCUCCCCUCGCAGGAGACCAAAAUCGAUUGUGUACGAGUGGCCACUAAAGGUAGGACUGGCCCCCGUUGCCUGAAAGUAAUCUAACCACCGUUGAUUGAAAUGUGUUUCCCCUCACACACACACAUACACACCCAAGGAUUGUUUUGGCUCGACCACAGGACUAUAGUGCUGUACGCAGCUUUUCUUAUGUGCUACUCAUGCUUUUCAAAAACGAAUGUUUUCUCUUUGGCCACUCACCUUUCUCCCCCUCAAUCAAUUUGAUAGUGUGUGCUUGUGUAAAGUGGUAACAGUCAUAAGCAUUGAGCUUUUUCCUAUUGAAAUUUCCUCUACGCAAAAGCUCAAGUCACAUUUAAGUAAACAACAGUAGCUAAUUAGGUUAAAUAUUAACUUAAACGUCAUAAAAAUAAAACUUUGCAGUCAAGUAAAAGUGUUUCUUGUAUCUAACAGAAUCCAAAAAUGCUCACCAAAAUAAACGAAGUCACUAUUCCACUCUAAAGUGUAUGGUAGUUUAAUUUAUUGUAUUUAUUUUGCCUUUAUUUAACUAGGCAAGUCAGUUAAGAACAAAUUCUUAUUUACAAUGACGGCCUACACCGGCCAAACCCGGACGACGCUGGGCCAAUUGUGCGCCGCCCUAUGGGACUCCCAAUCACGGCCGGUUGUGAUACAGCCUGGAAUCGAACCAGGGGGUCUGUAGUGACGCCUCAAGCACUGAGAUGCAGUGCCUUAGAUCGCUGCGCCACUCGGGAGCGAUGUACAUGAUAUACCAUGAACAAUAGUGCUAGUAGCCUCUAGGCCAUAUGACUGAGCUAGGCUAGCCAAAAGGCAUGCGCUCAAACUCUCACAAACCACUACCCCUCAACACAGGAAAUGUCGAACAAUCGUAGAAAGGGGGAAGGAUUUUAAUUGGCGGCAGAUGGUCAGAGUUCUCUGGCCCAGAAUUCUGUGCACCCCCCCCCCCCCCCCCCCCCCUCCAUUAAAUAUUAGCAUAUUAGCAUCCAGUGGAGCUCCUUACAAGCCACGGCCUCCUCUUCUCUAGCACUAGCCACACAUUAGUGUGCUGCCGAUCUGCAUUGUAAUUGUUUACAGAUGGUGGAUAAUCUAUUUUCCUUACUACAUGCCAUCUCUCUCUCACGGUGCCAAGACUGGGCUAUAAUGCUAUAUGCUAAUGAGCACUAGUUCCUGUGUUGUUUCCAACCCUUUUUAGUCACAGACGCUAAGCACGUUUGAAUUUAGAAUUGUCCUCUUCCCCAUCAUAGAUUAUGAAAGGACUGUUUUAAUGCUUUUUUGUAAUUUGAUUUCUCUAUAGUUUAUGGCGUUUAAUCAGAUUUUAUUGGACCUGAGCGUUGGCGCUUAAGAGUAGCAUCUUCUAAUAGGUUCAGCGCCUCUCGGGUUACCUGCCAGUCAUAGUGGUGGCAGCCAAUCAGAUCCCCAGAGGGGGCUGUGGUCUGGGACAAACUGCUCAUACAGAAGGCCAUAACCACAACAGUGAGAGAGCCUGAACUGAAUAUUGAGGAGUUUAGUGGCUCUAGCAGAAUGUUUAUAUUCAGUCUCAUAUCUCUAGAAUGGCUCCCUCAGGUUUGUAUGAAAUGCCUGUGUUAGUUCCCUCCCUGCUGUUCACGAGCACACAACACAAACAAGUAAUUAACCAAGCUUCUGGGAUGAUUACUAAAGAAUGGAAACGUAACCGUUACUUAACCAAUGCCAAGCUUGUGAACUAUAUGUAACCUUCUAUUCCUCCCUGUGAGAAGUACCUCUUUCUCUCUCCCUCUCCUUCCGUUUCUCUGCUCUGUGUGACUAAGGAUGUUUUCCUGUUUGCCUGAGUCUCUUGGCUUCUUCUUCUCUCCUUCCUGCAUGUUGAACAACUUCUUCAUUUGCCUUAGCCGCCAUAAUCGUGACUCAGCUCACCACUCCCUACAUACGCAUCGCCCCCGCGGCUGGCGACAACCAACUAACAGGUCAGACCACCACUACAACUUCCCAGCUCUGUCCUCUCCUGUCCUAUGGAUCUAUCUGUGUGUGUGUGCAAGUGUAUGUGUAUGCCAAGAUUAAUUAUUUAUAGUAUAUGUUUGUGUUUUUGCGUUCACAUUUUUUAUAACAUCUGUUUGUGUGACGUUGUGUAGCGUGUAUCUAUUUAAGUCUAAACAAACAGGAUGUGCACUACCAUGUCUGAGAGACCAUCAAGGGGUAACUAGGUUACCGGACAUCUUGUUUUCCACCGUACAGUUGACUUUAUAUUCACUCCCGUCAUUUGGUCAGUAUUCAUCCUAUUCACAUCUUACAGAUAGUGUGACAUGUAUCUGGAGCAUAUGGUUGUGUUGCAAAUACAGAAAAGGACCUCAUUUUCAUUCAAGGCAGAUGUAGGGGGUUGUGAGUGGGAAAAAAUAUCAAUAUGGGCUUCUGCAGCGAGCAUGAAACUGAGAAGCUGCACACUCUGGACAAAGUCAUCCUGCUCAGCCUGCUGUCAGAAAAUUACAUUCAAAUAUUUAUCAGGCAGGCGUGGCGUUAAAGGAAAGGUGAAAACUUUCCGCCUUCUGUUUAUACAAGAAGCCAGAUGAUUCUACCCAGUCACACACAGUCAGACACUGUGAAAUUGAAAAUGUUCUCCUGUAAAAUAUUUAACCAUGGACGUUUUUGGCUUGUUAUGGGUCACGGGGAAUGAACAUGAUUUUUUGAGGGGAAGAAAAGGGAACAUUCGGUGUCAAAAGUACUGCUGGGAACACAUUUAUGUUCAGAACUUUGGACUUGAUGAGUACAAAUUGUUAUAAAUUUGCAACAUAGUUUGACACUUACAAUUUUCAGGUUUCCCUUAAGUUACCAACUUCUACCAGUUAAACUCCAGUUAACAUUUUCUAAAUAAUUAUUCCAUCCUUAAGGCAUGGGUCAGAAACGUCUAGUUUUAAUACAACAUGGACAACAACAUCUAGAUAGCAGUGACCUGGCAGGGGUCGUUAAAUAUCAGCAUUUUGGUUUUUUUUACACUGUCUUAUGUCCUCGGGACAUGAUGAACUGCAAGCAGUGGAGGCCGCUGUGUGUUGUUAACCAGGUCUUGUGGUGUUUCAGGCCCCUGAUGUUUACACACCCUCCCACACAGAGUUACCGAGGAACACACUAUCCCCCAAAGCACCUUGCAUAGUUUGAGUUUCACAUGAAACGGCCUCCCUGAAAGCCAGAACGCUUCACUCCCUUCUUCAAAGCCGGAGAUAUCUGCCAUUUAAACUUAAAAAGGACCAGUGUUUUAUGCCUCUUGGGGCAUUCAGUUUGCUUAUGACCCAUAAACAGAGAUGUCAAAGAGAGGAUUUGAAGUAAAGCUUGGCAUGAAAGUAAAUAGUUUGAAAGUCCAAAACAGCUGGAGAUGUUUUUGCGGUUCCCAAACAAACUAGAGAUACCAAGGGAGUCAAGCUAACCUUCACUGUUCUGUCUUUUAGCUUGGGAAUAUACACUGCUCAAAAAAAUCAAGGGAACACUAAAAUAACACAUCCUAGAUCCGAAUGAAUGAAAUAAUCUUAUUAAAUACUUUUUUCUUUACAUAGUUGAAUGUGCUGACAACAAAAUCACACAAAAAUUAUCAAUGGAAAUCAAAUGAAUCAACCCAUGGAGGUCUGGAUUUGGAGUCACACUCAAAAUUAAAGUGGAAAACCACACUACAGGCUGAUCCAACUUUGAUGUAAUGUCCUUAAAACAAGUCAAAAUGAGGCUCAGUAGUGUGUGUGGCCUCCACGUGCCUGUAUGACCUCCCUACAACGCCAGGGCAUGCUCCUGAUGAGGUGGCAGAUGGUCUCCUGAGGGAUCUCCUCCCAGACCUGGACUAAAGCAUCCGCCACCUCCUGGACAGUCUGUGGUGCAACGUGGCGUUGGUGGAUGGAGCGAGACAUGAUGUCCCAGAUGUGCUCAAUUGGAUUCAGGUCUGGGGAACGGGCGGGCCAGUCCAUAGCAUCAAUGCCUUCCUCUUGCAGGAACUGCUGACACACUCCAGCCACAUGAGGUCUAGCAUUGUCUUGCAUUAGGAGGAACCCAGGGCCAACCGCACCAGCAUAUGGUCUCACAAGGGGUCUGAGGAUCUCAUCUCGGUACCUAAUGGCAGUCAGGCUACCUCUGGCGAGCACAUGGAGGGCUGUGCGGCCCCCCAAAGAAAUGCCACCCCACACCAUAACUGACCCACCACCAAACCAGUCAUGCUGGAGGAUGUUGCAGGCAGCAGAACGUUCUCCACGGUGUCUCCAGACUCUGUCACGUCUGUCACAUAUGCUCAGUGUGAACCUGCUUUCAUCUGUGAAGAGCACAGGGCGCCAGUGGCGAAUUUGCCAGUCUUGGUGUUCUCUGGCAAAUGCCAAACGUCCUGCACGGUGUUGGGCUGUAAGCACAACCCCCACCUGUGGACGUCGGGCCCUCAUACCACCCUCAUGGAGUCUGUUUCUGACCGUUUGAGCAGACACAUGCACAUUUGUGGCCUGCUGGAGGUUAUUUUGCAGGGCUCUGGCAGUGCUCCUCCUGCUCCUCCUUGCACAAAGGCAGAGGUAGCGGUCCUGCUGCUGGGUUGUUGCCCUCCAACGGCCUCCUCCACGUCUCCUGAUGUACUGGCCUGUCUCCUGGUAGCGCCUCCAUGCUCUGGACACUAUGCUGACAGACACAGCAAACCUUCUUGCCACAGCUCGCAUUGAUGUGCCAUCCUGGAUGAGCUGCACUACCUGAGCCACUUGUGUGGGUUGUAGACUCCGUCUCAUGCUACCACUAGAGUGAAAGCACCGCCAGCAUUCAAAAGUGACCAAAACAUCAGCCAGGAAGCAUAGGAACUGAGAAGUGGUCUGUGGUCACCACCUGCAGAACCACUCCUUUAUUGGGGGUGUCUUGCUAAUUGCAUAUAAUUUCCACCUGUUGUCUAUACCAUUUGCACAACAGCAUGUGAAAUUUAUUGUCAAUCAGUGUUGCUUCCUAAGUGGACAGUUUGAUUUCACAGAAGUGUGAUUGACUUGGAGUUACAUUGUGUUGUUUAAGUGUUCCCUUUAUUUUUUUGAGCAGUGUAUUUAAAACUUCUGUUCACAUGUGAACGCCCAAUGUUUUCUGUAUUUUUGCCCAUGCAAGUUUUACCUGAUAACAGAGUCAGACGUCCACCUUAUUGCUUUCCUUGAAGGCCUUUCCCUCACCACCUAAACCCCUCAAUAGCUCUCUGGUUAUCCAGCAAAAAAUUGAUUUUGGGCUAUAUCUAGUGGUAUUCUCAAUAUAUGGAAUAACUUAUCAAUGAAUUGCAGACAUUUGCAUUCUAAGAGACUGCCUGCCUGGUAGGUGAAUGCUGAUGACUGUCUGUCCCCCUCUGGAUUCAACAUGUAAGGUCGGCAGGUAGCCUAGCGGUUAGGUCGUUGGGCCAGUAACCGAAAGGUUGCUAGUUCGAGUCUCCGAGCCAACAAUAUGAAAAAAAUCUGUAGGUGUGCCCUUGCCCCUAAUUGCUCCAGGGUCACCAUUGAUAAUGGCUGACCCUCACUGUGACCCCCACCCUCAGAUGGUCUCAGGGAGAGUUGGGAUAUGCAAAAAAACAUAUUCAAAUAGGACAAAUAUAAGCACCCAUCAGAUUAUUAUCAUUCAAGGAGAUGGUCAACCAAGUCGACCUUGGUGUAGAACCUGGAGGGGUGACCUUAGGACUUUAGAGGGAGAUCUGUGUGUUUUAAAUCCACUCACACCGCUGAAUGGUCACCCCCUCUCUCCUAGGCCCUCUGUCCUCCAGGCCUCCCCUUUCUCCCACUUCACCCAGACUCACCCUUCGGAGUAAAACACAUUCUUACCGUGGAAUGAGCCACCCGCUUGUUGGCCCCCCUAUCCGUCACCGUGGUAACAACGAUAGCCGCGCGGGCUGCUGGUGAUGGAUGUUGUCACCCUUUGAUUGAAAUAGUGGUGCAGGCAGGGAGGAAUAGAUUUGGGGGCCAGGGCAAAUUGAACGACGUGUCCUGACUAUUUUUCAUCCAAACUCAUUUAGCGCGAGGAAAUGGAUAGUUCAUCAGGCCGCGGGUUGACGUUCCAUCACAUUAUACAGUAAACAGGAGAGCAAGAGGUUCCCUCUUUCUUUCUGUCUCAUUCCCUCUCUCUCUCCCUCUCUCUUUCUCUGUCUCUCCCUCUCUCUUUCUCUCCCUCUCUCUGUCUAUCCCGCUCUCUCCUCCCUCUCUCUCACCUUCUCAUCUCUUCCUCCCUCUCUCCCUCCCUUAGAGGAGGGGAAGGCCCCAGUACUAGUGAAACAGUGGCUCCUCUGCGAUGCUGCGAGGGGCCUGGUUAUCUCAUUGGAACAGAUAUUAAAUGCCUUGGCCCUCGGUGUGAUCCCCCGUCACUGCCUACUUUGGGAAUACAUUUCUCCCUAGGAAGUUGUCCUCCUCUCCCUUUCCUUAUUUCUUGUUUGUGUGCCGCCGCUCACCAAACUACAGUACAUGACCCAGAUUUGAAUAUCCAAAGGCAACAGAGGCAACGUGCUCAAGCUUUGUGUCGCCCAAAGACAAUGGGUGUGUAAAAAGGGACUGUUAAUGAGUUUAUCUGGCACUCUCAGGUGCAGGAGCUGAGGCAAGGGCAAAUGACUGCUUCAUUUAAGGAUUGGGGAGGAGGGAUGGAGGGAAAGAAAGUAGUGCGUAAACAGAUAAUGCCAGGAGAGCGGCUGGAGGACAGACAAGGGAGUGCACGGCUGAAGUGUAGAGCAGCUGUGGAAGCCAGAGAGAACAUGCAGUGAGAGCCUUGAACUUCACCGUCGUCAGUCAAAAAGCACCAACAUUACAUGGCAUUACAUUUAACAUGGAAAAAGCCCUGCUCAGCAUAGUGUGAAGUGUCAGUACGGCGUCAGUAUUACAUACACUUGAAGGUUGGUCUUUUUUUGCCGUCUGGAAAACGGAUUGUGUGUUGCUGGAGUUUUCCAACUCCUAACCACAGAGUUAGACCACCCGGUAGACUUGAAGACAGCGUUGUCAUAAUGAACUGUAACAACAAUGUAGGAAUUCUCCUUCUCAUUUAAAACCUUUUCCUAUAGUCUUACAUAGUCAAUGCUUCACUGGGAACGGGCGUGUUCUUAGCCCUGCAUGAGUCCUUGAGGAGAAUUAAGUGUGUGGUGAAUGAUGUGACAACCAUGAUGAUGAUGACAUGGAUCCAAAAUGGCCGCCCGGUGACCAUUUUGACCCAUGCUCUUUGACCACCAGGGGCUGCGACCAGGAAGCCUGACGCGGUGGAGCCGGAGAAGCAGACGGACCACACGGUGAAGAUCGCCGGGGUCAUCGCUGGUAUCCUCCUCUUCGUCAUAAUCUUCCUCGGCGUGGUGCUGGUCAUGAAGAAA